Penicillium alfredii is the source of this 771-nucleotide messenger RNA. RefSeq names its product DUF3716 domain-containing protein. The record is from RefSeq and is a predicted model, not a curated record. Bases 1 to 771 code for a protein of 256 amino acids. The transcript is spliced from 2 exons. Lineage: Eukaryota; Fungi; Ascomycota; Eurotiomycetes; Eurotiales; Aspergillaceae.
AUGUCUCCUACCAAGGUGACCAAGGGCAAAAGCCUGCCCAAACUUCGCACUGAAGGAGGACAGGAUGUCAAACCCAGUGGCUGGGCCCGCCGCCUGAAGCACCAGUUGUAUGGACCUAUCUCUGAGUCCACCACACGCCUGAAGACCAUGAAGUCUCUCCGGGAACCUGUCGUACGCGACAUGACUGCUGCAGAAUUCGAGUCCCAACUCCGCCACAGAAGAAAACUUGAUGCUGCUCUGGUUCAGGUUGUUGGUACUCCUUCCUACUCACCUUGUGACAACUGUGAAGCCGACUGCAGCCCGUUCACCUCCUGCAUGGUUGCUCAAGACGAGCUGGGUGGAGCCUGUGCCAACUGCUACUGGAACGGAAAAAGCCGCACCUGCCUCUUUUCCUCAUGCUCUGUCAAAUUCAUCAUGGAUAUCAUGAAAGGUGCCCUCCAGCCAGAGGAGAAGCCCCUUGAAGGUGACAUUGAAACAAACCAAUUCAAGAAAUCAUUUCUUGAGGAUGUUAUCAAUAAGGCACAAAAAAGCUUUGACACCAUCACUGCACUCAGUCAGUUGCGUGUUUCUUUGGAAGAGAUCACCCGUUCUGCACUUCAGCUCAAGGCCGGUAUCAAGGAGGCCCAGGAGUUCUUGGAAAAGAUGAAAAUUGAGACUGUUGAAGAUGAAGAUGAAGAACAUGGGGAGCAUGAAGAACACGAGAAAGACGAGGAAGAUGAGGAAGACGAGAAGAAUGGAACGAAUGGGACGAAAGGGAAGCACGAGGCGUGA